AUGCGGAUGCUGAAGGUGGAGCCGGGGCCCCGGCGGGCCCAGCGCGGCUAUCAGGGCUGCCCAGCCGAGGGCGGGGCCUGCGGAGGCUGGGCUGUCGCUCGGAACCAGGGCGGUGCCUCGCUGUUCCCUGGAGCGGCCCCUCUGAUGGGCUCUAGGAGCCGCGGCCUGCCUGGCCCUCGGUGGCCGUGGCCGGGACGCAAGUCUGGAUCCGUUCCGAGUCGUCUCCGUCUGGCCUCCUGCUUGCCGCAGGGCGUGAGGCUUCCUGUGGCUGGUCACUGCCCCCGACCACUGACCGCUCCCAGCAAGCGACUCUCAGAGCCCGGCACAAGGCUCCUGAACAGUGACCUCAGCCGGGAGCCGGGAGAUGACGCCAGUCUGGAGCCGCGUGAUGACCUCAGCCGGGAACCGGGGGAUGGCCUCAGCCGGAAACUGGGUGAUGACGCCAGCCGGAAACUGGGUGAUGACCUCAGCGGGAGCCGGGGGAUGGCCUCAGCUGGAAACUGGGUGAUGACCUCAGCCUGGAGCCAUGUGAUAACCUCAGCCGGAAACUGUGAUGACCUCAGCCGGGAACCGAAUGAUGACCUCAGCCGGGAGCCUGUGAUGACCUCAGCCGGGAGCCGAGUGAUAACCUCAGCCGGGAGCCGAAUGAUGACCUCAGCCGGGAGCCUGUGAUGACCUCAGCCGGGAGCCGAGUGAUGACCUCAGCCGGGAGCCUGUGAUGACCUCAGCCGGGAGCCUGUGAUGACCUCAGCCGGGAGCCCGUGAUGACCUCACUGGGAGCCCGUGAUGACCUCAGCUGGGACACUGUGAUGACCUCGGCCGGGAGCCUGUGAUGACCUCAGCCGGGAGCCUGUGAUGACCUCAGCCGGGAGCCUGUGAUGACCUCAGCUGGGAGCCUGUGAUGACCUCAGCCGGGAGCCGAGUGAUAACCUCAGCUGGGAGCCUGUGAUGACCUCAGCCGGGAGCCGAAUGAUGACCUCAGCCGGGAGCCUGUGAUGACCUCAGCCGGGAGCCGAGUGAUGACCUCAGCCGGGAGCCUGUGAUGACCUCAGCCGGGAGCCUGUGAUGACCUCAGCCGGGAGCCCGUGAUGACCUCACUGGGAGCCCGUGAUGACCUCACUGGGAGCCCGUGAUGACCUCAGCUGGGACACUGUGAUGACCUCAGCCGGGAGCCUGUGAUGACCUCAGCUGGGACACUGUGAUGACCUCGGCCGGGAGCCUGUGAUGACCUCAGCCGGGAGCCUGUGAUGACAUUAGCCGGGAAGCAGGGAAAGCCACUGUGUGCUGAGAGGCAGGGGGAGCGUGGGGGUGCGGGAGGCUGGCAUGGCAGGGCUGGUGGGCAUCCU
This is a messenger RNA of Lepus europaeus (European hare), 1346 nucleotides long. RefSeq lists its product as uncharacterized. The record is from RefSeq and is a predicted model, not a curated record. The coding region runs from base 1 to 672 and encodes 223 amino acids. Lineage: Eukaryota; Metazoa; Chordata; Mammalia; Lagomorpha; Leporidae. The transcript has 3 exons.